CACACACACACACAGAGGGGACAGGGAAAAGACGAUUCCACACUCACCUGAACAACCAGGUAAAGUGUUACAGCUCAAACAUACAGGACAGGAAAUAAAGGCAUCUGUCUGAGAGCGGAGACGUGUGCAGUGCUGUAGACGUGUUUAUGAUGAGUGUCGCUGGGAGCUGAGGAACUAACAUGAAGUGAAGUAUGAGACACACAAAACAAGACUGAGUCAAUGGCAUUCUUCAAAAGUUUCCAGGAGAGCCUGUCCUCCGUAUCUGUCUCUUCCAUCCUGGAUUCGGUGUCCAGCACCGUCUCAAACACAGUGGAUGGUGUGAGGACAGCAGUGAAUGAUGUGACGUAUACGGUGAGUGACCAGCUGACAGAGCAGGUCAACACUAUCAUCAAUAAGAAGCAGGGUGAGGAUGAGGACAAGGAUGAAGGUGAAAAAGACUCAGAGAGCAAGACAGGGGCGGCGGGGCGAAUAAACUCAAAGAGACAGGCUUUCGCAGACGAGCAGGAGGAGCAACGUGAGAGAGAGAAGCAGGAGCAGGAGCGGAGGAAUGAGGAGGAGCAGUGGGAGUGGUGUUAUGCUCCAUCUAAAGGCUGGUACCGAAAACGAAGAGACCCAAAUCAGAGAGGGACGAGUGCAGAGAGACAGGAGAAUAAGGACGAGAGGACAGGAACUAGUACACAGCUCUCACCCCUUAAUGCAGACAUGAACUUACAGAAAGUGAAAGCUGUAAGGAUGGAAAAUGAUGAAGGAGGACAAAAGGACAACAUCUCCAAGACCAGUGCUGAGACACCAUACUGCAAGGACACUGGGACAGAACCAAGUCCAGAGUCCAACAACAAGCAGACGAAUGGACAGACACCUGAUGGACACAUACCAGAAGGAGACACACAAGAUGGACACACACCAGAGGGAAACACACCAGAUGGACAUACACUAGAGGGACACACACCAGAGGGACACACCCAAAACAGAUAUGCCCAAGACAAAGACGAUUCAGAUAAGAGGAGAAACUCCACGUCUACUAAACCGAAACAGAAUACUGGGGGGUUUACUGCUGAGGGUGGAGCCGAUGAGGGUGGAGCUGAUGAGGAGAGACAGUUACCUCAGGAAGAGGACAGUCAAGAAGGUGAGACAGGAUGCAGCAGGUCAAGAGGCUCAAGUGUCCUACAGGACCAGCAUGAUGGGGAUGAAGCCACAGGUUCACAGGAUCCUUUAGAGGUCACUGAGUUCAGUGAGGACAAGAACAACACAGAGCGCUCCUUUAAGAAAGAACGUUUCCGCCACUGUACUCUCCUCUAAGGCUCCACCCACAGACCAGCCUGUCCAAUCAGGAAAAACAUCCAUGUGAAUAGUUGGACAUCAAAUACAAGACGAGUGAAGAUUAGAGGAUUGACAUUUGACAAACUGACAUUUUCAUGAUAUCACCAUGACAGCAACAAAACACUGAAGCAUGCUGUGCUCAUUACGAUGGAUUUUACAUUACAAGUAGAAAGAAAGUGAAGCAUCAAUCCAGCAGCUUUCAAAGUGUCCACCAUGUGCUUACAGAGCAUGCUGUACAGAUUACUGAGAUUUAAAACCUUCAAAUGAGCAAAUAAAAAGUCCACCGUGAUGUUAGCAUAAACAAGGGUCAGUGGCGUAAAGAGAUGACAACAAGGCUUGUGUUUAAACCCCACGAGUGACUUUACUUCUGUUAAUGAGACAAGAAAGUGAUGUGGAUGAAGCUGUGAGUCAGAGUGAGAACUCACUUCAGCAGUAAUGCUGUUUCUCCAUCAGGAGAAGAGGUUAUAAACAUAGGCAUUAUAAACAUAGACGUCAUAAACCUAGGGGUUAUGAACAUAGGGGUUAUAAAUAUACAGGUCAUAAACAUAGGCAUUAUAAACAUAGGCAUUAUAAACAUAGGCAUUAUAAACAUAGACGUCAUAAACCUAGGGGUUAUGAACAUAGGGGUUAUAAAUAUAGAGGUCAUAAACAUAGGGGUUAUAAACAUAGGAAUUAUAAACAUAGGAAUUAUAAACAUACAGGUUAUAAACAUAGGAGUUAUAAAAGUAGAGGAAAACAUUGUAUUUUUAAGUGGAACUGGAAUUAAAUAUUUAAAUGUUAUUUUCUUCUUUUUAAAUGAAUCUUACUUCUGACUGAGGAACACAAACAGCUUUCAGUUCAUUGUCCUUCAUAUAAACUACAUGAAGCAGAGUGUGACCAUGUGAACUGUAUUACAGCACACUUCUCCCUCUUCAGGCCUACUGUGAAGUGUUUGUGGUACAGUGUGUGUGGUACAGAGUGUGUGGUACAGUGCGUGUGGUACAGAGUGUGUGGUAGUGUUUGUGGUACAGUGUUUGUGGUAC
Messenger RNA from Tachysurus fulvidraco (yellow catfish), 2342 nucleotides. RefSeq names its product cilia- and flagella-associated protein 251-like. The transcript is spliced from 4 exons. The record is from RefSeq and is a predicted model, not a curated record. Bases 220 to 1299 code for a protein of 359 amino acids. Lineage: Eukaryota; Metazoa; Chordata; Actinopteri; Siluriformes; Bagridae.